Messenger RNA from Trichoplusia ni (cabbage looper), 1338 nucleotides. RefSeq names its product 26S proteasome regulatory subunit 10B (gene Rpt4). Gene Ontology annotation, biological process: positive regulation of RNA polymerase II transcription preinitiation complex assembly. Bases 84 to 1274 code for a protein of 396 amino acids. Gene Ontology annotation, cellular component: cytosolic proteasome complex; proteasome regulatory particle, base subcomplex. The transcript has 10 exons. NCBI's taxonomy places the organism in Eukaryota, Metazoa, Arthropoda, Insecta, Lepidoptera, Noctuidae. The record is from RefSeq and is a predicted model, not a curated record. Gene Ontology annotation, molecular function: ATP hydrolysis activity; proteasome-activating activity; ATP binding.
UCUGUGGUUGUCAACGCGUAGUACUGUCAAAUAGUAGUGAUUUUCGUUUUUGCAUUUAUUGUUAAACAUAAAAUUAUUUAAAAAUGCCUGCCGGAUCGUCAACCAUGGACGGCUUACGUGAAAAAGCCUUUCAAGACUACAGAAAGAAGCUGAUGGAACACAAAGAAGUUGAAUCCAGGCUAAAAGAAAUGAGAGACAAACUAAAGGAUGUUACCAAACAAUAUGACAAGAGUGAAAAUGACCUGAAAGCAUUACAGAGUGUUGGUCAGAUUGUCGGAGAAGUGCUGAAGCAGCUUACUGAAGAGAAAUUCAUAGUAAAAGCUACAAAUGGUCCUCGAUAUGUUGUUGGAUGCCGUCGUCAACUUGACAAGCAGAAGCUGAAGGGAGGCACCAGAGUCGCCCUGGACAUGACCACACUCACCAUCAUGAGACAUUUACCAAGAGAGGUGGAUCCCCUUGUAUACAACAUGAGCCAUGAGGACCCCGGUGAUGUCACAUACUCUGCUAUCGGAGGUCUGCAGGAACAGAUCAGACAACUCAGAGAAGUGAUUGAGCUGCCCCUAAUGAACCCCGAGCUGUUUGUCCGUGUGGGCAUCACACCUCCUAAAGGUUGUCUGUUGUACGGCCCGCCCGGUACCGGCAAGACGCUGCUGGCGAGAGCAGUCGCCUCACAGCUUGAUGCUAACUUCUUGAAGGUGGUAUCGUCAGCCAUAGUGGACAAGUACAUCGGCGAGUCUGCGCGUCUGAUCCGUGAGAUGUUCAACUACGCGCGUGACCAUCAGCCCUGCAUCAUAUUCAUGGACGAGAUUGAUGCUAUUGGUGGUCGUCGUUUCUCGGAGGGCACGAGCGCGGACAGAGAGAUCCAGCGCACGCUCAUGGAGCUGCUCAACCAGAUGGACGGGUUCGACUCCCUGGGACAGGUUAAGAUCAUCAUGGCUACGAACCGUCCCGACACGCUGGACCCCGCUCUCCUGAGACCCGGUAGACUGGACAGGAAGAUCGAGAUCCCACUGCCUAAUGAACAGGCUAGACUGGAAAUCUUGAAAAUCCACGCGGCCCCCAUCGCCAAGCACGGUGAGAUGGACUACGAGGCGGUGGUCAAGCUCUCCGAUACCUUCAACGGCGCUGAUCUCAGGAACGUCUGUACCGAAGCCGGAUUGUUCGCCAUCCGGGCCGAGAGGGAGUAUAUUAUACAGGAGGACCUAAUGAAAGCGGUGCGCAAGGUAGCAGACAACAAGAAACUGGAGAGCAAGCUGGAUUACAAGCCUGUCUAAGUGUUCUAUUUUAUAUUAAUGUAUCGUUCAUUUACUUCCUAAUAAAUAGUUAUAUACCGUGCUA